Messenger RNA from Carlito syrichta (Philippine tarsier), 609 nucleotides. RefSeq names its product AFG3-like protein 2. The record is from RefSeq and is a predicted model, not a curated record. NCBI's taxonomy places the organism in Eukaryota, Metazoa, Chordata, Mammalia, Primates, Tarsiidae. Bases 1 to 609 code for a protein of 202 amino acids. The transcript has 5 exons.
AUGUUGCAGCUUUAUGGAUAUGCUACAACUCAGGCAGUAGCCAACAGAAGUUCUCUUUUGACAGAUGUGAUUGCUGCUUAUCAAAGGUUCUGUUCUCGACCUCCAAAAGGAUUUGAAAAAUAUUUUCCUAAUGGAAAAAAUGGGAAAAAAGCUAGUGAACCUAAAGAAGUUAUGGGAGAGAAAAAAGGAACAGAAUCAAAACCAGCUGCUACCCCGCGCUCUUCUGGAGGAGGAGGUGGAGGUGGUGGGAAACGAAGUGGCAAGAAAGAUGAUUCUCACUGGUGGUCCCGAUUCCAGAAGGGUGACUUUCCAUGGGACGACAAGGAUUUCAGGAUGUACUUCCUCUGGACUGCUCUGUUCUGGGGUGGAGUCAUGUUUUACUUCCUGUUCAGGAGCUCUGGGAGAGAAAUUACGUGGAAGGACUUUGUCAAUAACUAUCUUUCUAAAGGAGUAGUAAGUAUUUUAUGGGAUUGGUGGCUAUUGUGGUUCAAAGAUGUAGAGGGAAGCCUGCUUCCUCACUCAGAAGCAGCUCUCAUCUGUGUGGUGGUGCUGCAGCAGUCCGCUGAGUGUGAUGACGGCUCCAUUGCUUUCUGGCUGUCUGCUUCCUGA